Molecule: messenger RNA, 947 nt
Organism: Salpingoeca rosetta
Lineage: Eukaryota; Choanoflagellata; Craspedida; Salpingoecidae
Exons: 4
Coding region: 318-947 (209 amino acids)
Biological process (GO): mRNA 3'-end processing
Cellular component (GO): RNA polymerase II, holoenzyme
Molecular function (GO): RNA polymerase II complex binding
Source: RefSeq, a predicted model, not a curated record
CUCCUUUCUGUCUCUCACCGCUUGUUUCUUUCCCACGACCAAAAAUAAGCCUCAGUGGGCGAUAAUUGACCACAUCUUCAUCUACUUUUCAGUACUGCCAGACAAGCGAGCAGCAGGAAGAAAGAAAGAGAGAAGGAAAGGAAGGACAACGCUCACACCCUCUGUCACCCUCUCCCCUCUCUCGCUCUUGCCUGCACUCCAGCAGCCAUCCACUGCUGCUGCUGCUGCUGCACCACUAACACAGCAUCGCCUGUUGUUCGCUGCACACAGACACAUAAACGCACACACACACACACUUAAAUACACGGACACGCGACAUGUCAUUAAACAAGGCAUCGUUGAUACGCAAGCUGUCGACGCUGUCGACCAGCCAGGACAGCAUCCAGUCACUCUCGCUCUGGCUGUUCCACUUUUCCAAGCACGCAGACGACAUUGUCAAAGUGUGGCAGCAAGAGCUCAAACAAGCGCCGACAAAGCAGAAGCUCAAGUUCAUCUUCUUGGCCAAUGACGUGAUUCUCCAAGGCAGGAAGAAAGGCAUGGCCUACAUCACUGCCUUCCAGCCAGUGCUUCCAACCGUGCUCCCCGAAGUGUACAAGGUGCUUGAUGCAAAGGGCCAACAGCAGCUGAUUCGGGUCAUUUCCAUCUGGCAAGACCGUGCAGCGUAUCCUGUUGAGUUCCUGAAUGAACUGCGCAAGCGCCUCCGCUCGUCACAGCCCGUGGCCAGCGCCAACAGCAGCGGCCCUGCUGUCAGCACAGAUGCUUUGCAAGAUGUCGACCUUGGCCAGCCAAUCAAUAAGCGCGAAUUGUUUAGGAAAGUGGAUGCCCACGAGGAGCAGUUUCCUUCGCUCGCCGCGGCCAUGGCCAAGAUUCGAUCCCUCCCACCAGCCGUGUUUGACGACAGGCCAAUCAAGGACAUUACCAGUGAGUCACAUUGGCCCGUGACAUGA